Paramisgurnus dabryanus is the source of this 2380-nucleotide messenger RNA. The record is from RefSeq and is a predicted model, not a curated record. Lineage: Eukaryota; Metazoa; Chordata; Actinopteri; Cypriniformes; Cobitidae.
GCUAGCGAAAGUAGUGUAGGUGGCAAUAGAGGUAAGGGGAGAAACCGGAAAGAGCAAGUCAUUUUAAGUAGAUUAAGAUUGGGACAUAGCAACUUAAAUAGCACUCUUCAUAUUAUAGGAAAGCACCCAACAGGUUUGUGUGAUUAUUGUCAGGAAAAGGAGACUGUGGAGCAUAUCCUUAUAUCAUGUGGGAAAUAUAAUCAGGAAAGGCAAGAAGUGAUGGCACAGCUACAGAGUAUUGAGAAAAUAGAUGUAAGUGUUAAAAAUAUCUUAUAUUUAGCGGAAAAGGGACAAGGAGCAAGUUUUUUAUGACUAUUUAAAAGAAACUGGACUGGAUAAGAGAAUUUAGGAGGAGACAAGUAUGAGCAGAAGAUGGCAGUAGUGCAACAAACUGGAUGCAAGCUGCCGCUAAACACCAAAGAAGAAGAAGAAGAAGAAGAAGAAGAAGAAGAAGAAGAAGAAAGAGCUAGCGUGUGAUGUGUUUGUGUAUCCUCAGUGUUUUUCUCUCUUGAGUGUUUUAUUGAGUGUAAACAGAGUCUUGUCUCUGUGUAUUAUUAGUGCUAAUGAUGAGAUGGAUUUGAUGUGCUGUAAAUCAGGAACUGAUCAGGGCUUACAGGAUGAGGAAUCUACUGAUCAAACCUCCACAGAGUCUCUGGAUUCUGUCUGUAACGCUGGAGAACAGCAGCAGAUCCUGCAGACCAAACUCAAGAUGUGUUCAGUCAAACUCAUCGACUGCACGAACCUCAUGAUGAAGAUAAAAACUGAACCCACAGAAAUAAAAACUGAGCUAACAGAAAUAAAAACUGAACCCACAGAAGUAAAAACUGAACCUACAGAAGUUGAUGGUCAUGGUUUGAUUUCGCCAGAUGUGAAGAGUGAAUUAUGUUUGGAUGGAGAAAUGACUUCCUUGACUCUUUCCUGCAUCACCGGUGGAGAGACAUUGAGCUCACAGAGACAUUUAGAGAGAAAACACAAAGAACAUAAACGUCAUCUGAAGAAACACACCAGUGAGAGACCGUAUCAGUGCCGUGAAUGUGGAAAAACCUUCAGGAAUUCAUGGUUAUUAAAAUCACACCAGAAUAUUCACUCUGAAGAGAAACCCUUUCAAUGUUCACACUGUAAUAAACAUUUCCGUCAGAAAUCUCAUUUGAUAGUCCAUGAGAGACUUCACACUGGAGUGAAACCUUACCACUGCUCUCACUGUGGUAAGAGCUUCUCUGAUCCAUCUCAAUUCAGUGUUCAUCAGAGACUUCAUACUGGAGAGAAACCAUACCACUGUAGUGUUUGUGGGAAGAGUUUUAAUAAACGUCACCAUUUUGUUUCACACCAGAGAACUCAUACAGGUGAAAAACCUUACAAAUGCUCUCACUGUGAGAAGACGUUUGCUCAUUCAUCUAACUUUAAAUCUCAUCAGAGAGUUCAUACUGGAGAGAAACCUUACCAAUGCUCUCAUUGUGAGAAGACGUUUACGGAGUCACGUUCCGUAAAAGUUCAUGAAAGGCUUCACACUGGAAAGAAACCUUACCACUGCUCUCACUGUGGUAAGAGCUUCUCUGAUCCAUCUCAAUUCAGUGUUCAUCAGAGACUUCAUACUGGAGAGAAACCAUACCACUGUAGUGUUUGUGGGAAGAGUUUUAAUAAACGUCACCAUUUUGUUUCACACCAGAGAACUCAUACAGGUGAAAAACCUUACAAAUGCUCUCACUGUGAGAAGACGUUUGCUCAUUCAUCUAACUUUAAAUCUCAUCAGAGAGUUCAUACUGGAGAGAAACCUUACCAAUGCUCUCAUUGUGAGAAGACGUUUACGGAGUCACGUUCCGUAAAAGUUCAUGAAAGGCUUCACACUGGAAAGAAACCUUACCACUGCUCUCACUGUGGUAAGAGGUUCUCUGAUCCAUCUCAAUUCAGUGUCCAUCAGAGACUUCACACUGGAGAGAAACCUUACCACUGCUCUCACUGUGGUAAGAGGUUCUCUGAUCCAUCUCAAUUCAGAGUCCAUCAGAGAAUUCACACUGGAGAGAAACCUAUCAGUGUACUAUUUGCAGGAAGAGUAUUAAUCAAAAGUCAAACUUUGUAAAGCACCAAAGAAUAAUUCAUAAAGGAGAAAGACCUUACAAAUGAAGCUUUUCCAAUGCAUAGUACCCCACGGUUUGGUUUUGGUCAGCUCACCUCACUUUGACUUGGUUAGCUUUUCCAUCGAGUUUAGUGACAAUUUGGAGUGGGAGGGGUUAUAGGCGUUUCGUUAUAUUUAUGCUGCCUACUGCUGUGACAUCAUACAAUUGUGAGCGUCGUUGUACAUUCCCAUGCAUUCAUUUAUUUCUCAGUUCACCACAAAAUAAAAAUUGACCAGCACAAAUAGAUGUUUGCACAUCGUGUUUAU